GUGAACACAUCGUAAUUCAUUCAAUGUCAUUGUACGUUGUUGACACAUUCGAAAAAAGCGCUGUGCUGCGUGUCUGAGGGAGGUGCACAUUCGGAUGGCACGGCCACUCACUGUCAUUCACCCAUCCACACGACAAAUGUCUAUCUCGUCGAGUGUUCGGCACAUCAUGCAGUGUAAAUAAGGUACACAGACACAUCCGUCGAUCCAUCGAUGUCUGUCUAUGGCAUUGUCAGUCGAUUAGAGGUAGACGGAGAGGUGGUUGGGCCACGGCUUCCUCUUCAUGGCCUUGCGCUUGAUCUCCCCGUACUUGUCGUUCCACUCCCACAUGCGCUCCAACUCACGACCACUCUGAUUGAUCACACAAACACACAACACAUCCAUGCAUCCAUGCAUCCAUCCAUCCAAUACAGAGCACAAUCUAUACCACGCAACGAACGCCCCACACCUAUUUGCUUGACGUGAUGUCGUGUGUGUCAGUCACCUGGUUGACGGAUGCCGAGAGUUUCUUCAUGGCUUGUUUGAGGUCGUCGGCGGUGACGGGCCGCAGCUCAGUGGGGCUCGCGAUGGCCUGGUCGCCCAUCACCCCAGAGGCAGGGGCCGAUGGCACGUUGCCCUCCUUUCUGAGGUGGGACUCGAGCUGGCGGGCCUGCUCAUGGCUGAUCUUGGUCACGCCAUCGCGACACACUUCCUUGAUGUCACUACCUGCAAUGGAUGACAGACACGUAGGCCGAGGCCACUCAGACGUGUGAUGCGAUGCAGUGUGGCGGUCUGUUCCUCUCUGUCUGCUGAGAGACUGACGGACCGGUGUAGCCCUCCAUCUGAAGCGCGAGGUCGGUGACGUUGACGUCAGGCGCCAGGCGGUUGUUGCUCAGGGUCACCUGCACACACACCCAGCGAAUCGACACACGCAACGGAGUCCAUCCAUUCCAUCCUGCCCACUCACUCAUUCACCCACUCACCCUGAGUAUCUCCUCCCUGGUCUUGUUGUCGGGCAGGUCCACCAGGAUGCGCCGCGGCAUCCGACGCAGCACGGCCUCAUCCAACGCAAACGGCCGGUUCGUCGAACCUGAACAAAAGCAAAGACCCAUUCGACACACACCAGCUGCUGCCGGUGAGGUGCGAAUGGCGGCGUGUGUUGUGUUGUGUUGUGUUGUGUUGUGUGCGCACCGAUCACAACGACCCGGUCUCUUGUGGUCCUGAGGCCGUCCCACUCCUGCAUGAGGGUGGUCUUGAGGCUGGUCAGCGUGCCGUGGGUCGUGUCGUCGCCGCGAUCGCGGCUGCUCAGCAGAGAAUCAACCUGACAAAACAUUACACCACACACAUCGUGGCUGGCCAUCCAGAUGGCUGCAAAUAUAGGAUAGGCAUGGGUGGGUGCGUGUGUGUGUGUGUGUCCCUCCUGCGCUCAACACCAGCCCCCACAACCUUAAGAAGGGGGCAAGUGUGCGAUCGACAGGGGGUCGGCUCAGGUCCGUGUGGCACGACAACGAGCAAAACUCAAAAGGAAUGCAGUCAACCGCUUCUGAGCUCUCUGUUAGCGUGCUGCCCAUCUGGUGUCUGUCUGUCUGUCUGGGUGGUGAGUGUGUCGCAUUGACCUCGUCCAGGAAGAUGACGCAGGGCGCCAGCUUUCUCGCGAGCGUGAACACAGCCUGGCGCACACACACACACACACACACACACACAGAGAGAGAGAGAGAGGCAGAGAGAGAGAGAGACGUUGAGCCUUCUGUGUUGUGUGCCCCUUCUCACUCUCUCUGUCUGUGUGGACGUACCUUUGCCAUUUUCUCUGAUUCUCCGAGCCACAUGUUCUCGACAGAUGAUGCGUCGACCGACAGGAAAGUGGCCCCUCCCUCCGUCGCCACAGCCUUGGCCAACAUGGUCUUGCCCGUGCCUGGCGGGCCGCUGAUCCAAGACACAAAAGAGGCAUCGUGUUUGGGGGUCGCUCUGUGCAGUGGUGUGUGUGUGUCUGUGUGUGUGUGUGUCUCACAAGAGCAGCACGCCCUUGACGGCUUCCUCAGCGAUGCCCUCCUGGUAGAGGUGGGGGUACUUGAGCUGCAGUUGAAACAACACCCACGCCACAUCGCACCAGUUGAUUCACAUCGGAUAACCAUAACCACAACCAGCCAGCCUCUAGCUAGAGUCAUAUGAAUGUAGGUAGACGCACCGGGUAAGUGAUGCAUUCCCUCAAGAGCUCCUUGACCUCCUCCAGCCCCCCGAUCUGGUCGUACGUCACGUGAAUGUCUUGCGGAGACACCACGUUGGCCACCAAAGACUGCGCAGCACACGGAACGGGCACACGAAGACAGCCAGCAAUGGUCAUCGAUCUGAUCCGCCUCUUCGUGUCUGUGCUUCUCGUGUGCGUGGCGGUCCGUGCGCACUUUUUCGUGCUUGUUGCUGGCGAGGCUGGCAACCUCCUCACGACUGCGCACCACAGGCUCGCCCGGACGAGGAACCACACCCUGAGAGCAACAAGCACCACAUCGAUACGUAUACGAUCGGUGUGUGGUGGGGGGGCAGUUCGAUGUAAUAAAUACCUCUUCCAUCAGGGCCGACUCGAGGCUUCUGGGGCUGACGUCACGCAGCCGCGCCAUCAUCUGGGAAGAGGAGGAGGAUGGAGACGCUGACGUGUCGCCAGGCCCAUGUCUUAUUGGCUGUGGCUGUGUCACCGCGGCCCCCAUCCGCUUGAAGGGCGAACCCCCGCCCUCGCCCUCAGAUGAGAACCCUAUGGCGCUGUCGAAGACGCCUCCGGCCUGCUUGCUGACCUGUGGGGGAUACACACACAUGGGUGAUGAUAAGUGUGGGGUUUGGUGGCCGACUGACCUCUGUCUUGAGGGCUGCUGACAGGAUUGCCUUUGUUUGGUCUGAGUCGAGCAGUGACUUGGAGAGCAGCGGCCGGAGGGACUCUAGGUUGGGGCAGGUGAGACCGUUUAGCUCCAUUGUCGCCUGGUGGGCCGACACACACACACACACACACACACAGAGGAGAGAUCAUAUGCAGACGUACCGGUAGAACAACUGUCUGUGUGUGAAGGUUGGUGACCUGACCUUGAGCAGCAGCUCGUUGCACCGCCAGAUGUGCAUUCCGCGGUCGGCUUCCACCCAUCUGCAUGGAUGACAUGCAGCCACAGGCAGAACGGGUCCGAGUACACUGACUGCCUUUGAGAGCACACACACAUAUGGCCAUGCGCACCUGUUCCACCUCUCCUUCAUGACGGCAUCGCGCGGCGGGCGGAUGUCGACAUUGUCGAGCUUGUCCAGCAAGACCUUGGCCUCUGCGCUGUUGACCAGCUUCUGCUCCUCGUCCUCGACGACUUCCCUGUCCACACACACACACACACAUCCAUCCAUCCAUCCACACACAGAAAUAACCGCCUCUCCCUCUCCCUCUGGCUCUCUCUUCCAGUCCCCCCUGCCCCUUCCGUCUCUCACUUUUCCUCUGUCUGAGUGUCUUCUUCGGUCCUCUGCGGCCAUGGCGGCUGCAUGCCGCCGAAGGGGAAGCCUCCCUGCUGUCGGUGGUGCACGGGCAGCACCUGGAUGGAGAUGUGCUUGAUGGCGGGGUCCUGCCGCAGCUGGUCCCGCAGGAACUUUUCCACCUGCUGAGGGUCCUUGCCGAUGAGGCCGCCGAGGAACUGGCCGAGGAACUCAAUGCAGCCGGGAGGCACGUUCUGGGGGAUGGAUGGCAUGGGGGUGUGGCCCGCUCCCUCCUCGUCGGAUGUGUGCUGCUCGUCGUCGAUCCCUGGAGUGGGGGCUCCCUGCUCCUGCAUCUUGGCUUCCAUGAAGUCGCGCAUCAUCUGUUGGAUCGCCUGGCCGAUCCACACACAACACAUGACGGAAACACGAAUCGGCCACAGACAUCGUCCCUCACACACAUAUAAGCGUACCUGUGGCGGCGGCAGUGAUGGGUCCCACGACCCUCCAAGCGACACCGAGAAUCGAGGCGACGGCGAGUCCUCCCUCUUGCCCUUACCAUCCCUAUCCCUCCUCGACUCCUUCCCCUGCUGCCGCUGCUGCUGCUGCUGUGGUUGUUGCUGCUGGUCACCAAACCGAUGCGGCAUACCGAACAGCCCACCAAGUCCGCCACCCGGAUAAGCGCCCUGCUCAGGGAUAAUCCGGCUGAAGUAGACAUUGACGCGUCGCUGGCCCUGCCCCGGCGCCAGCUGAGCUGACAGAUCGCUGGCGAGCAGCCCGGAAGUGCUCGAGGGAGGGGGGGAAGAGGCCGAUGAUGCCGGUGAGGGGUCAGCCGCCUCUGCGCCAGCUGCGCCGGCGGGUGGGUGGAGGGCGGGGUCGUCAGCCCCGAUGAGGACGAAAAACACCCGGGAAAGCCGGUUGGUGAGCUCGUUGACCAGCAGCUUGCAUGACUCGGCUGACCUCAGUACCGACCGGCCGCGAUCACGCAGCACCACCAGAAACGGGGGGUCUGACAAAUACGCAAUCCCAUCUGUAUGUGUGUGUUUUGGGGAGGGAGAAGGCGCACUUACGGACCUCGGCUUGGUGCUUUCGUCUCUUCUAGUAGAGCGUUGAUGGCCUGGUAAGUGGUGAUGGUCUCGCGGUUGAUCUUGAGGCUGGCCGCGGCCUCGUCGAUGACCGAUCGGAUGGACUUGUCGUCAACCAACACAAUCCGCGAACCUGACACGACACACAUCGACACGCAUGACAGGUACGUCCGAGGCCUGCAUGGCAUGGAUUGCGUGUGCUGGUUUCUGACCGACAGACCUGUGGAGUGCCCGAGGGCUACGGCUAAGACAUCCAGCAUGGAGUGCGUUGCUCCAGAAGAGGACAACCGGACACCGCCACUCAAUCUGCACAGUAUGUGAACGACAGACACCAGCACCAUAAAGAGACCGCUGGCCGCUGCCAUGCCCUUCUCUCUCUCACACACACCCACCCAGGCAGAUGGUAGAGGUCGGCAGUGACUUCGGGCGUGUGGCUGAGCUUCACCCCGCCCCACAGCUGCUGUAACGUGCCCCGCUCGAUGAGUGUCUUCUGGCCCAGCAGGCCAUUCCGGUGAUGGAACUCGAAGAAGAACCGCCGCAGCAGGGAGGACGAGAAACCCACGGUGUUUGAUGACGGUGACGGUGAUGGUGCUAGUGGCGAUGAGCUGGCGUCUUCCUGGAAAGGCGUCAUGUCCGCAUUCACCAAGGAAUCUACUCACAAGCCAGACACCGGGACAAUGCAUGAAGGUCUGUCUGUAGAUCUCACUCCCCUCUCUCUGUGUGUGUAGGCCAGGCCCAGCCCACCUCACCGGAUUCGAACUGCAGCUGGCCGAUGUCGAGUGCGCUGGCGCCCAGAGCAGUCAGCUUGUCACGGGGCAGCGGACUCGACACACGUUUCCUCCACCCUUCCCGCAACUUCUGGAGCACCUUCUGAUGCACCUUGGCGUAGUUACUCGGCCCCUCCUCGCCGUCAGGCUUGUCUGCAUCGUCAUCUCCACCUCCCCCUCCCUCACUUCGACUCUGGCCUGGGCUAACAGCUUCGGUGGGUACUGGCUGUGGCGAUGGGUCCGCAUUGACCACGCCGAAACGCCUGGCGAUGUUCCAUCGCGAUGGCGCCGUGCUGUCAGUGGCGUUGUCAGCGGCCUUGCCUUGGUCGCUGCCGCCUCUCAGUCGGGCCAGAUCAGGCAGCAGGACGGCAGCAUGCUGUGUCGCCCUGGUCCGUCUUCGGAACGAUGGGCGGGGGACGGGCUCGUGUGGGCGGCUGGACAGUGCGGGGAGGCCGGGCGAUGACUCUGAUGAGAUGGAGAUGGAUGCGCCGUUUGCGAGCAGGACGGACGCCGUGGCUGGCAGAGAUAACAGCUUCAUUUGACAGAUGGCUGACGACGAUGAACCAGGCUGUGGAUCUGCUCGACGGAGGGCAAUGAAACGCACAAGGGG
Vitrella brassicaformis is the source of this 5867-nucleotide messenger RNA. The record is from the annotation of a GenBank genome assembly. Lineage: Eukaryota; Vitrellaceae.